Molecule: messenger RNA, 360 nt
Organism: Pieris macdunnoughi
Lineage: Eukaryota; Metazoa; Arthropoda; Insecta; Lepidoptera; Pieridae
Source: the annotation of a GenBank genome assembly
AUGAAGGAUAUUUCUGAUGAAAUUAUGUUGUGUUUUGUACAAGCCACUCGUGAUCGUGAUAAUCGUGAUGUGUAUAAUAAAAAUAUCGAUACCGAAAACGAAAAUACAAAGGGCAAAAGCAAAACAAGAAUUAAGCGUGCUGCUGUAGUGAAUGACUUGUCUGAAGCGAUUGACAGUGAGGUUGAAUUAAGGGACAUACCGCUAAGCAAAGGCAGGUCCUUAAGGCUGUCUUCUGGAGAAAAGAUUCUCAAAAAAUUUCCGGACGUCAAGCGGAGUUUUAGCGACCGAUUCUCAGUCAUAUCAGAUACUAGUGGAAAAAAGGCUGGCAAAGGAAUAUUGACUAUAAGAAAAACAUGGUAA